This is a messenger RNA of Cylas formicarius (sweet potato weevil), 5466 nucleotides long. RefSeq lists its product as uncharacterized. Gene Ontology annotation, molecular function: chromatin binding. The transcript is spliced from 11 exons. The record is from RefSeq and is a predicted model, not a curated record. Bases 262 to 5418 code for a protein of 1718 amino acids. Lineage: Eukaryota; Metazoa; Arthropoda; Insecta; Coleoptera; Brentidae.
GUCUUAAAUGCUGCACAUUUUUCCUUGUGGUUAAAAUGGUGGCCUGUCAAAGUUUCGGUGUGUAUUUCGUGGGGCGGGUAGUCGUUUCUUUCGAAUACGAUCUAUUAACGAAGAAAAUAUAUCAAUAAAAUUAUUUAAAACAAACCCGUGAAAGUGUUUCACUCUGUAGAACAUUAGUUUUGUGCUUUAUUUGAGUAGAAAGUGUAUAUAAGUUAGUGUAAUUAAUUUCUACUGUGUACAAGGACUGCACUUGAAGAUUAAAUGAAGCAAAAUGCGGCCAACAAAUCGACAUGUGGCAAGAAGCAACAAAUAAAGAAAAGCGCCCAGCUACCUAAAAAAAGCAAAAAUGUAAAGCCGGCCAAAUCGGCACAGGUGGCCGCGAAGAAGAAAAAAAUGAUCGAUGUUAAAACAUCCGCAAAAGAUACAGUUGCAGAAACAAUUUCUUUUGUGAUAAAGGGUAAACUUACACCCAUCAAACCCACGCCGAUUUCUUUAAAUAAAAUAACCAGGGUGAAAGUCGUUAAUAAAAAGGCAAAUGUUAAUGUUAAAGAAAAAAAGACCAAGCCUAAAGUUCAAAAUAAAACUGCCAAACCUACUGUUAAAACGGUUAAGACAUGCGCAACUGCAAAAAAAGUGCCCCUAGUAGUUAAGGUUGCCCCUACUAAGAAAACUGGCAAAAAUGUGGACAACGUCAACAAAAAACGGAAAAAAAAAGAUAAUGAGACAACUUGGGAUAGUCCGAAGUCGAAAUUGAAAAGAUUAAGCGUGAUCCCUGUUGCAAAGGCCAAAAAAGACUCAGCCGAAGAUGAGAUUCAAAAACAAAAAACAAUUCAGAAGUUACUGAAAGAGGCGAAUAAAGCGUUGAAAACGAAAUCGGUAAGUGUGAAGAAGAAGCUCAGCGGGAAAAAAAAGAAAUCAAAUCAAACAACAAAAACACCAGCACAACAUGACCAUGUUAAAAAAUCUAUGUCAAAAGUUAAAGUAAAGGAAAAAAUACCAAAAUCAAAAGCGGAUUUGAAAAAUGAAGUGCGUGAAGAGGAUACUGUACAAAAGUCGGUUAACGUUAAAACAGAGUCGUGUGUAAAAGAAAAACUCCCAUGUCAAAGUAGCAUUAAAGUGAAAGAAGAAAAAGAUGCGGCGGGGUUGAAUGCUGUCGAUUCAAACAUUCAUUGCUCAACCUCUAAGAAGGACGAAGUCAAAUCCCAACAUGCAGUGAAAAAAGAAAGCAAUGACCCUGGAAAGGUUAAGCCAGGGCUUAAGCCCAAGGCCAAGGUUGUGAUUCUGAAAAGGAAAGGAAACUUGAGUAAAGAGGUAUUAAGAUUAAAAGAAGAAAGGCGGAAAAGCAAGCUCUAUAAUUUCUGGAACGCUCCUAAAAAAACCAGGGUUGCCUCGUUAAAUGCUCUCGCGAAAGUUCAGUGUCUAUACGAAAAUGAAUCAAAAGCAGUGUUUGACAAAAUCGAGGAGUCUGCUAUUCUAAGGAAAGCGCCUUCCGUUAAAAAGGAGAUCGACGCGAAAGUCCCCGACAGUAUCCAGGAUUUCAGCGACAGUGACUGUGAAAAUGAUCAAAAACCCUUUCAAAGGACACUGAGGAGCGUUCCAGGUUUAAGGGCUGUAGGAAAACACUGGAUACAGUUGGACACGUCCUCGAGUUCAGAUGAAAAUAGCGUCGAUUAUAAAAGCAAUAAAGUACCAUUUAAGAAAGUGAGAAUCAAGAAGGAAUCUGGUGCAAAAAAGUCGGAUAAUGAUGAGGGGGUGGAAAAAGUUGCGCCCGCGCCCCAAAAAAGAGUUCGCAAACCCAAACCGGAAUUAACAAUGGAUUUGAAAGAUAUGGUUGUAAGAAAAAGAAUGGCAAGCCUGAACGCUUCCGCGAUAUUGGCCGCCAGCUAUUCGGUAGAGAAGCGCUUUAAAAGUUCGAGGUCCGGCGACUCUUCGUCCUACGACACGGAUUCGUCGGAUGAAUAUUUCGCUGCUAGUGACGAUGAGUGCGAAAAGAAAAAGAAAGUGGAGGAUGAAGCUCCCAAAGAGGAGGAUAGAAAGCUUAUAGAGGUACACACUACACCAAACAAAAAGGUGGCCGUUAUUUUAAACCAGGACACUGACGUCACAAUUACUGGAGUGUACGUUAACAGUACGACACGGUCUACGCACCACGAGGGUUACUGUAGCAUCGCUGGCAUGCAGUAUCGGAUAUCCGCAACCAGUCACACCCAGACUGCAGCGACAGCCGUUGCCACUGAAACUCUGCUGCAGACGACCAGUGCCUCAGAUAACGCCAAUUCCGAAUCUCAACCCUCGUGCUCGACGAAAUCGUACACUCCGUUGGAUGCUCUGUCCAAUAUGCAACCGCCAUCGGCGCCGCCGGGUAUACAGCACCCUCCGCCGCCCCCCGGUCAUCAUGUGAUGCCCCCCAUGGUCCCACAGCCGAGUCAUCAAAUAGGCUCGCCACCGCAUAGACAUCAGGCACCGCCUCCGGGGUGCGGCACUAGUGCAUUCUCAUCACCUCAUCAUGUACCGGCUUCGUAUCCGUCACAAGGGCAUCAGCCUGGGGGACCAGCAUCGGGCGAACCGUCAGGAUAUGUUCACGGUUAUUACCAGCCGGCAGGUCCCCUUAUUACCGUACCUCAUGGGCACGGACAACAUCCUGUGCCACCACCACAACAACCUCAUCCGCCGCCGCCGCCGCUAUCGAAAAGUGUGUCGCUGUCGGACACUACCUCUCCUUCUUCGGCAACGUCGCCUUUGCAACCGCACGCGGCCCCUCCACCCGCAGCACCCAGUUCUAACGGUGACUCAUCUGAUAGUGAGGUCAUAAUAACAUCGGUUACCGCUGGCACAAAGGAACUCCCCCCACCGCCGAGUCAUCCUACCUCCUACCGUUACUCGCAGUAUCCUUCACCCGGAAGCUAUUCUUACCCUUAUCCAGCCUACCAUUAUCCGACACCACCUCACCCCAGCUCGCCGUAUGGCCACCACGAUUUAUGCUAUUCCGCGCCUACCGUUAAUUCGUACGUACACCACCCGAAGUAUCCGACUUCCUACGGGAGAUAUUUGAGCAGCAGCAGAUAUUAUCCGGGAAGUCCCACGACGGAAAUGUACCCUCCGCCGCCCGGUGCUCCGCCUCCACAACCCACUCAACAGGUGGUUACAUCAUCUCCGGUUUCGUCGAAUAACUCGCCGUAUCCCACGGCUCCAGCCGGUCCCCCACCACCUCCCACUAUAAUUGAGACUUAUCCGCCACCUCCAGCGCCGCCGACACUAGUAGAGACGUAUCAGCCUCCGCCUCAUCAUUAUUACCCGUCGGCGUACGGUAUUCCCCCAUCAUGUUAUAGCCAUACCCCCACAAGGGCUAUGCCAUAUAUGAACCCUACAUAUCAAAAUUGCCCAUGUCCAAUGCAGUCGUGUCCAAAAAACGUCCUUACUGGGCCUCUUACUGGUGAAAGUAAGAGGUCUAACAUUUCCAAGGACUCAAUGCCUCUACCUCCAGUUGCCUUAGCUCUCCCUUUAGAGCCUGCCAGCGCUACAGGACCUCCAAGUCCUGCUCGAGGUUCGGCUGGUAUGCCUCCACCACCGUCGCCCGCAGGGGCAACUUACCAACCGCCACCUCCAAUUGCUAAACAAGAAUCGCACUUGAUUGAGAGACAACCAGAUUGUAAUGGUGAGAAAAAACGCAAGGCGAGAGUAGGUAAAGCUAUGGUACGGAAUAACAUGCAAAAUACAAUGCUGCUGAUGUGUAAUCCAACUCAAAAUUAUGUAAAACGGGAAAUAGAAAGUCCAAAAGAUAAAGAGGAGCUGCAUAAAAAAGAAGAGUGUUUACCUGCAGAUUCCGCCAAAAUUCUUCCAGAAACGUUUACAGAAAAGUCCUGUCUUGAAGACGGCUGCACUAUUCUGAAAAAUGAAAUCAGGGACGAUAAAGUAUUCGAAGAUCAGCCAUCAAAACAUACGGUGCUCGAUCUAAAAUUGAUGGAGAAAGAAAGUGUUGAACAAAAACAUGACGUUCUCAGUAUCGCACAACCUCUACCUCCAAAGGAAGACAAACCCCUUCCUCCUUGUGUUGCCACAGUGGCGGAAAAUGUAAAAGUAAAAAAUAUGAAGCGAAAACAACUAAUGGCGAAUGAUAUUCAAACGUCGGAAAAUGCUCAUCCUCCACCUGCCAAGAAAAAGAAAAUCGGAUCCUAUAAAGAUUUUAUUAGGAAACACACCAGCUGCUUCAAAAUAAACAACGGAAAGAAAAAAUUAAUAAGCAAAUCGUCAGGAAAAUCGAGAAUGCCAAAAAUCAGACUAAAGGCGCCAAUAAAACGGAAGCAAAGUAAUGUAAGAGGUCAGAAAACCAAGAGAAUGAAACUGUCUGUUUCUUCGCCGGUGGAAACAAAACUUUUUAAGAAAGACAAUCAUGUACAGGCAGAUAAGAAAGAGAAAUUCAGAAAAAUAAUUAGUUCCAAGUCGACGAGGGGAUCACCAAAAUUAGCUGAAAACGUGCUGGAUAAUCUAAUCAGCAAAAACAACAUUAAUAAGACUAUCGAAGAUGUGAUUAGGACAGUGGUCGGUGAUGUGCCAGUGAAAAAGAAAGAAGUGGCCAAAAUUGUUGAGUGUAAAAAUAAUGUUAAAGAUAAAAAUGUGAAUAAAAUGGUUGCGGACAAAAACGGGGGCAAAAUUUUGGAAAAUAAAAAUCAUAUUAAGUUCGGUAAUACGUUUGAAAAUAAAAAUUCUAAACAAGUGAAACCCGAGUGCAGGAAAACCAGUAGCAGCAGCAGAAGAAAAUCUUCAAGUGGGGUGUAUAAAAAGGACACUAUUGUGGCGGAAAUGGUCCCUAAAGCACCAAGAAGAUCCUUGCAUCUGCCCAGAUGGUCAAAUGGAUGGCGGUGGGAAGGUGACCCGUACGAAGCUAAUGUAUUUAUGAAUAGCGAUGAAAUAACAGUUCUAAGAAGAUGUUAUCCAGCGAUGCGACACGAAGGCGGCGAUUUGAUAGUGCCGCGUGACUGCGUUCUGCUAAAAGCGGGUCCAAGGAAAAACGAUCUUCCCUAUGUUGCCAAAAUAGCGAGCCUUUGGGAAAAUCCCGAUGACGGGGAGAUGAUGAUGUCUCUACUAUGGUACUAUAGGCCCGAACACACAGAACAAGGUCGUUUACCUAGUGACCAAAUCGAUGAAGUUUUUGCCUCAAAGCAUAAAGACUCCAAUAGCGUCGCUUGCAUAGAUGACAAGUGCUACGUGUUGACGUUCAAUGAAUACUGCAGGUAUAGGAAAAUGUAUAGAAGGUUGGAAGAAGGUUUGGAUGAAACGCCGACUUGUAUACCAAUACCAGAACCUUAUCCCAGAGCAGAUCGACAACCACCCUCGGGUAGUAUGAGCCCGGACAUGAUUUUCUUUUGCCGCAAGGUGUACGAUUUUCGACAAAAACGGAUUAUCAAAAAUCCAACCUAAAGGUCAAUAUUUAUUUUUUAUCGUGUUAAAUAUAUUUCUCAUUUUUGU